Molecule: messenger RNA, 1299 nt
Organism: Rotaria socialis
Lineage: Eukaryota; Metazoa; Rotifera; Eurotatoria; Philodinida; Philodinidae
Source: the annotation of a GenBank genome assembly
AUGGAUUCUGAUCGCGAUAGCGAUGAUUGUGAGUAUGAAACGACUGAACAGCGAACUAAUGAACGUCGUAUUGAAUAUCAAUUGGAUGAAUUUCUUAAUAAAUGGAAAAAAGAAAUUCAACAACGAACUGUUUAUGGACAUGUGAUUAAUGAUAAACAAAAACAAGACCCCGAAAAAACUAUCAAUGAAGAAGAGCAGGCUAUACAUUUUUUUCAACGUGCCAGUGACUUAGAACGCGAAGGAAAGUUAUAUGAUGCUAUCAAAUAUUAUCGAGCUGCUAUGCAAUUAGUACCUGAUAUUGAAUUUCGUAUGGCUCGCAAAGGACAACAACCAGUGACAACAAUGGAAUCAAACAAUCAAAAUGAGAAUAAUGAUAAAGCUAAUAAUAAUAAUACAAAUGAAGUAUCUGAACAUGACCAAAAUCUUAUUGAUGCAUUACAACGUGCUCAUCUAGAUGACGGUGAACUUUCAGCUAUAUGUGUUAAAAAUUUUCCUCAACAAGCUACACAUAUGUCAUGUCUUCCAUCGGAAGUAUUAAUUUACAUAUUGCGAUGGGUUGUCUCAUCAGAUUUGGAUAUUCGUUCAUUAGAACAAUGUGCACGUACAUGCCGAGGUUUUUAUUUAUGUGCACGAGAUCCUCAAUUAUGGAAAAUGAUUUGUUUGAAAACAUGGGGUGUUCAAACUGGAAAUACAUCUACUAAUGUCAAUUGGCGUUAUAUGUUUAUCAAUAGACCACAUGUAGUUUUUAACGGCGUAUAUAUCAGUCGAACAUCAUAUAUUCGUCAAGGUGAACAAUCGUUAGAUACAUUUUAUUCACCAUGGCAUCUAGUAGAAUAUUAUCGAUACAUGCGAUUUUUUCCUGAUGGUAUUGUUGUGAUCUAUACAAGUGCUGAUGAACCUCGUAUAUCAGUUGCUCGGUUGAAGAAUCGAUAUUCAAUUCGUGAUCCUGCACUUAUAUAUGGAAAUUAUCGUCUACAAAACGACCGAGUAAUAAUUGUAGCAAAACGUAUUUCUCAACGAACUUUAACUAUGAAUAAUCCACAGCGACGUGGUGUUAGAGAUUCGCAAAUAUCCGAUAUUGAACAAAUCAUGGAUAUGGAAUUUGAAAUGUGUGAUGCUGGAAAGAAAAAACAUCAUCAACUUAUAUGGACACAUUAUGAAAUUAAAUCCAUUGAUAAACGAACUGGUGAUGAACGUUCAAACCUACUUGAUGCAGCCAACGAUCGACAUGCGUAUCCGCCAAUGAUCUUUUCACGAGUUAAAAGUUAUUCUCUUGCAUCAGAACAAUUACUCAAAUGA